CUUGAGUACUCCUUUGAGUUCCAUGCUGCUGCGACGAGCCAUCUCCGCGGCUAGAAGGACGCACGGCGCCGUACUUCGCGCUUCGAAUCGAUGUAUGUCCAUGGCUGGAAGCGUACAGUACUACCGGCGACAAAUGUUCGUGGUGGAUAACAAUCGCAAUGCCGAGGCAUGGCCCAAGAAACUCGAAGACUCAUCGAGUCAUGUCAUAUCAAAGUACCACCACGUUGUGGAGCCGCUCAACCACGCAAAAAAUCCAAAGCAAUUGAUCAUGGCGGCCGCGUAUCCAGUUGAACAAGCCGCAGACACCAUCGACGACGCAUCCUACACAUCCAUCGACGUGCAUGACGUGCUCGUGUUCCCAGACAACAUUCGCAUCGCUGGCGUGCGCGACUCUGAUGUGUCCUUCGUAGCCACUCAUCUCCUCGACGAAGUCGUGGACCUGGCCUCGUUACGUUCUCGAUUGGUCGUGUCAGAGCUCCAGGGGCAUCAUGUGUUUGUGUGUGCUCACACCCAACGUGAUUUCCGGUGUGCAUGUGCCGGUCCCAAGCUCAUCGAGUGGUUUCAAGCCAAACGACCUCAAGACUGGACAGUCUUUGCCAGUAGCCACUACGGCGGGCAUCGCUUUGCUGGCAAUUGCAUCAUCUACCCAGGUACUGUGUAUGUUUGUAAACCCCCAACGGUCUUGCUUUGGUACUUUAAUCAACUGUGUUUGUAGAAGGACAUUGGUACGGCCUUGUCAACGAUCCUAGCGACGUGGACAGCGUCGUCCACGCCGUCACUGUCGACAAGCAGCCUGUGGUUCCGUCCUUGUGGCGGGGGUGCAUCAACGCGUCCAAAGCUACGCAGCUCGCGUUGCAUCGGGAGGUGGCUUGUGAGGAUAGUGCCGCCACGACGCUCGUCUAAGCAAUAAAACCCAAUACUGUACCAUCGAUCGUACUAGCGAAUCCACAUGCAACCAACUGCCA
Messenger RNA from Aphanomyces astaci, 965 nucleotides. RefSeq lists its product as hypothetical. NCBI's taxonomy places the organism in Eukaryota, Oomycota, Saprolegniomycetes, Saprolegniales, Verrucalvaceae. The coding region runs from base 23 to 715 and encodes 230 amino acids. The transcript has 8 exons. The record is from RefSeq and is a predicted model, not a curated record.